Messenger RNA from Diversispora eburnea, 279 nucleotides. NCBI's taxonomy places the organism in Eukaryota, Fungi, Glomeromycota, Glomeromycetes, Diversisporales, Diversisporaceae. The record is from the annotation of a GenBank genome assembly.
AUGGGAAUCGUUAAACCAGCUAUUCCACUUUCGGUUUUAUGGGGAGUAACAACUCUCACCACGUUUUAUUAUACCACUUCUACUCAUGAUAUUACACAUGAAAUAUAUUUGAUUUCUAGUUUAUUAAUGUUUAUCUUAGAAUUUGCUGCUCCACGUUCAUCGUCGAAAGUUCAGCAUCUCACUGAUUUAAAACAAAGUAACGAAAAACCUGAAGUAGAUGUUAACCACGAGAAAGAGAAAGUGGGAGAGCAUGAAAAAAAGACCGAGCAUGUGGAAUAA